CCGCCGCCUCUCACCUUCUGUUUGCUAAGUGGCUACCACCAGGAGAAAGUGGGUGUAAUGGACACCCGCGGACGCUAAAACCGAGAGAAAUUACGCGUCUGGCUGCAGCAUCGAUCCCCCGGUGGGAAAAAAACAAAGCACAGCCAUGUUCGGCCGCUCGCGGAGCUGGGUUGGAGGACAGGGGAGGGCGAAAAACAUCCACUCCCUGGACCAUCUGAAGUAUAUGUACCACGUCCUGACCAAGAACACAACAGUGACCGACAACAAUCGAAACCUCCUCGUGGAGACCAUCCGGUCCAUCACAGAGAUCCUCAUCUGGGGCGACCAGAAUGACAGCUCUGUGUUCGACUUCUUUCUGGAGAAGAACAUGUUUGCCUUCUUCCUCAACAUCCUGCGCCAGAAAUCCGGACGCUACGUCUGCGUCCAGCUCCUCCAGACCCUCAACAUACUGUUUGAGAACAUAAGCCAUGAGACGUCUUUAUAUUACCUCUUGUCGAACAACCACGUGAACUCCAUCAUUGUCCACAAGUUUGACUUCUCAGACGAGGAGAUCAUGGCCUACUACAUCUCCUUUCUCAAGACCCUGUCACUCAAACUCAACAACCACACCGUGCACUUCUUCUACAAUGAGCACACUAAUGACUUUGCCCUGUACACCGAGGCCAUUAAGUUUUUCAACCACCCUGAAAGCAUGGUCCGCAUCGCAGUCCGCACCAUCACACUCAACGUCUACAAAGUUUCAUUGGACAACCAGCACAUGCUGCACUACAUCCGAGAUAAGACGGCGGUCCCAUAUUUCAGCAACCUGGUGUGGUUUAUUGGCAGCCAUGUCCUCGAAUUGGACAAGUGUGUGCAGACAGAUGAAGAACAUAAGAACCGGGGAAAGUUAAGUGACCUGGUAGCGGAGCACCUCGACCACCUCCACUACCUCAACGACAUCCUCAUCAUCAACUGUGAAUUUCUAAAUGAGGUGCUGACGGACCACCUCCUCAACCGUCUGUUCCUGCCCCUCUAUGUGUACUCAUUGGUCAUCCCUGAGACGUCUGAGGAGCGAAAAAUCAACCCUCAGGUGUCCUUGUACCUUCUGUCCCAAGUGUUUCUGAUCAUCCACUAUCGGCCACUGGUCGACUCCCUGGCCGACGUUAUCCUCAAUGGGGACCUGUCUGUCUUCACCCCACAGACAGACAUACACAGCACACAAAAGAGCACGGCCAUUGCAGGGGGCCUGCGUCGGUUCGCCAAGCCCUCAGAGUCUCUGGAGCGCUCCCUGGAGCUGUCCCGCCACCGUGGCCGCAAGAGAACCCAAAAGAGGCCAAACUACAAGAACCUGGGCGAGGAAGAGGAUGAGGAAAGGCCCGGCGGAGGGGGAGGAAGCGGAGGACUUGGAGGAGAGGAGACCUGGGAUGACAAUGGCAAAGGAGACAGGGAUGGAGGCCGGGAGAAGGGAAAAGGUACAGAGGGAGGAGGAGGAGGUGGGAGUUCUAAGGGAAGCAGAGCAAGUGGGGAGACAGCGGAAGAGAUAGAAAUGGUGGUGAUGGAGAAGUGUAAGGUGUCUGAGCUGACUGAGCAGAACAUCACUGAUGAGGAGAAGACGGCUGCAGCCACCCGCACAUGUGCACAGAGAAGCAGACCGUUUUUAGACAUGGUGUACAGUGCCCUUGAUUGCGGCAACGAUGACUACCACGCGCUGUUUGUCCUCUGCCUGCUUUAUGCUGUCUCACACAGCAAAGGUAUAAACCGUGAUCUUCUGGAGCGGCUGCAGCUGCCAGUUCCUGACCAGGAGAAGAGCUGCUACAGCCUGGUGCUGGCAGAGAGACUAAUCAGAGUCAUGAGCCAGGCAGCACAACCAGACGGUAAAGUGCGUCUAGCUACACUGGAGCUGAGCUGCCUUUUGUUGAAGCAGUCAGUGCUGUCUGGAAACCUCUGUAUAAUCAAAGAUGUCCAUCUGGCCUGUCUGGAGGGUGCCAGAGAAGAAAGUCUGCAUUUAUUGCGGAGGUUUUACAAGGGAGAGGAGAUCUUUCUGGACAUGUUUGAGGAUGAAUACCGAAGCAUGACGAGUAAACCUCUCAACGUGGAGUAUCUAAUGAUGGAUGCCUCGGUGCUGCUGCCACCGACGGGCACACCUUUGACUGGCAUCGACUUUGUCAAGAGACUCCCGUGUGGAGACGUGGAGAAGACUCGCAGGGCGAUCCGGGUGUUCUUCAUGCUGCGGUCGCUGUCACUUCAGCUGCAGAGAGAACCUGAGACCCAGCUGCCUCUGACCAGACCUGAAGACCUUAUCAAAACAGAUGAUGUCUUGGACCUCAACAACAGUGACCUAAUCGCCUGUAUGGUGGUCAGUAAAGAUGGCGGCCAGGCCCAGAGGUUCCUCGCUGUAGAUGUGUACCAGAUGAGUUUGGUCGAGCCAGAAACCAAACGCCUCGGAUGGGGUGUAGUCAAGUUCGCUGGACUCCUGCAGGACAUGCAGGUGUCUGGUGUUGAGGACGACAGCAGAGCGUUGAACAUAAUCAUCCAUAAGCCCAUCUCCAACCCCCACGCCAAGCCCCUGCCCAUCCUCCAGGCCAACUUCAUCUUCGCUGACCACAUCCGCUGCAUCAUCGCCAAGCAGCGGCUGGCCAAGGGUCGCAUCCAGGCCCGACGCAUGAAGAUGCAAAGGAUCGCCGCUCUGUUGGACCUGCCAGUGCAGCCCAGUGCCACCGAGGUUCUGGGUUUUGGUCAGACAGCCAACGCUUCACCCAGCGGCCUCCCUUUCCGAUUCUACGAACAGUCGAGACGGGCCCCCAACGACCCCACAGCAGCUAGAGCAGUCUUUGGCUCCGUGGAUAAAGUUCCAGGUUUUGCGGUGGCUCACUGUGCACAGCACAGUACCUCGCCCCUCUCCUCGCCCUCGCCUCCCUCCAGUGGGAGUGGCAGCACAGGGAGAUGUGACUCUGUGACUGCAAGUACUAUAUCAGCUCAAAGCCCGACAGAUGACGGCACAUUUUUGGAGCACACUCCGCCCUCCUCCUCAGGUGGAGAAGGGGAAGGGGGAGGGGGGGAAGUAACUCUACUCUCCUCUACUCCUUCAACCCCAGUCCCCGCUCCCACCCUGGCCCCGAGCCUCACCCCGGCCUCCCAGCCCAACAUCUCCCUCCUCACCGACAACAACGCUGACACACUCAGCGUGGAGUCGCUCACGCUACUGCCCCCUUCCGACUCGCCGCACCUGCACCCAUGCGCCAGCCACGUUCCCGCAAUGCACUCCCUCCAGAGACCAGAUGCCUCCAUCGCAGAGGAGGAGGAGGAUGAGGAGGAGACAGAAGGAGACAGGAAAGGAGGGCAAAGAGACGUGGAGGAGAUGCAAGAGGAGGAGGGAUCGCCGAUGGAUGCGACGGUCAAAGAGGACACCGCCACACCCACUGAGGAUGCACCAGAGGGAGGAGACGAGCCAGAAGGUGAGGACACACAUCUAGAGGCGGAGCUUUCUGCUGCAGAGCCGCUAAAAAGAGACGACUCUGUGGAGAACACAGAAGAUGCAGACUCACCUGAACUGGAUUAAAACAACACACAAACUCCUGUUCAUGCACUUAACGUCAUCUCACACACACAGAGGACAGGAGAGUGUGAUAGGGAAACUAUCCGGUGGGGGCUACAGUAUAUUUUCACGUUGCGACUUGUUGGAAUUGUGUGAUGUGGAUAAAUCAGGAGGCUUUUGAAGCCUUUGUGUUUGCACAUGAAGAAAGACUCUUUUUAUGCACAGACAGAAGACAAGUCCAGACCCUGGUCGAACUCAAGGAAGGCUCAAAGCACAUUUGGCUUUUUGUGCACUCGAGUGUGUUCAGUCGUGCGUGCGCGAGUGUUUUUAGCACGCGUGUGCCGAUGCACACAACCAGCAAAGUUUUUUACUCAUUCUGAUCGAUUGUCAGCUCAAAGACACACACACACACACACACACACACACACACACACACACACACACACACACACACACACACACACACACACACACACACACUCCCUAUUUUUGUGUCUAACAUUCACAUUUUCAGUUUUCACAACUAUUGUUUUGUGGUGGCGGUCACUACUAUGCUAAUACACACACACACACACACACACACAAUACAUACGGUCCACACUGAGUCAGCUGCACUUGCCUUUUAACCUUUGCAUGUCGCACCCAUUUGCAGUUACUGCCACCCAGAAGUGCCAGUGGGUCGGUGUGCGCGUGUUCCGCUUUCGGUUUGAUUCUCAUUCUUCCACAUGUAAAGUAACGAUCCAUUCAUUUGCCACUUCCUGAUUGGUGUCUAUUAUAGAAUAUAUAUAUAUCAAAUCAUCUCGACCAAUCAGGCAGCACUUCUCUGAGACUCUCCACAUUCAUUCGAUGUUAACCGAAGCUCUUUUAAAAGUGGUCGUCUUGUGCCCUGCUGGUAAAUAUUUGGAUAAAUUCCUGUGGGAAUGUGACAUGAGGUGUGUGAACGCUGCUUUUUACUUGUGAUUAACCAGCACAGAGUCGGUUUCCAGCAAUUCACGUAUGCAACAACAAUCGAUUAACUUUGAUCUCACUCUUGCUUUUAUUCCAACUUCCAUUUCAAAUCGCCACCUGUUUUUUUUUUUUUAACAUCCCGAAGUGCGUUCACCCGUCAGCAGCCUGAAAGAUCUGAAUGGAGCAUAGGCUGCUGAAUAAGUGGAACUGAAUAAUAUAUAAUGCGGAGAAGUAGUAAGUGAGUAUUGUUUCAGUCAUGCAUCGAUUCAUUCAUUCAUUUUAUUCAGCCUGUGGCAACACAAAUGUCCUCAAACACAAAAACGCUGAUUUACAAAGUUGUUUCAGAUUGUUUGAUGACCUAAGAAAAGUAGAUACAAAUUUUAAUUUUUUCUUAAAUUUCUUUCAGCCGCAUAGUGAUGUAGUAUAAUAUGGAUCUGUGGUGUCAUGAGGAAACUAUUUGAAGUAACAGCCGUGUCUUUGGGUCUGCACGUGUUGAAUGUACCUGCUGGUUUCCCCCCCUCAGGCGCUGACCUGAGCUCAGUUUUACUCUGCAUGUAUGUAGGGAUGGCUUUAAAUAGAUAAAUGUUAAUAACACAAGAGAAAUAGUAUGUGGUUGAUUCCCCCCCCUUGAACAAAAGUUUGGAUCCUAUUUUCAUGAGCCAUGUUUAAAUCCUGGAAUUAUCGUUCCUUCAAUCAUCUGAACAAAGCUUAACUACUGCAAUAAUCUGAAGAAGUAACCAGUGCUGGGGAGACAUGAAUGUAACAACUUAUAUCUCUCAAUCAUCAGUGUUCAACCUCUAGAUCAACUUUAAACUUUAAUUCACGACUUCAUUUGCUUAAAAUAUCUUUUCUGGGCGUGUCCUCAUCUUUUUCCAUCCUUUUACCCACGCUGCUUUUCUCCUUCUCCUUCGCUCUCCAACUCGCCCUCUUCUUUCCGGUGCCAUCGCCACACAGCUGAAGUCUUAACGCUCGAUCACUCUUGUUUUUUUAACUUUGUACAGUCAUCAACAAGUUUAUAAAUGAGAAACUCAGAGCAAUACUCUCUUUAUUUUGAGUCCGUCUCCUCGUAUUUCCAUUUGGCUUUUUGUAAAUAGCAGAAGAAUGACAGUGGUGAUAAGGCUGCGCUGACCUGCUGAAGAGGCUUAGUUUGGCACAGUUUGCAGAGCAGAUGGUUCGGAGGAACGCGCAUCGGCCGACGCGUCGCCCGUAACCACUGGCGACCGAAACGUGCCGUGAGAAGCAUCUGUAAUCGAGUCUCUGAUUGUAGUGUGUGUGUAUGCAAUUUGUUUGUAUGCUCUGUAAAUGCUUUUGGCUUUUAAACCUGUAAUUAUUGUUAAUGAACUAAAACAGAGGAAUAAAUAAAGAAUUGCAAUAAAUUAUUCUACUUAAAAAA
Molecule: messenger RNA, 5855 nt
Organism: Hippoglossus stenolepis (Pacific halibut)
Lineage: Eukaryota; Metazoa; Chordata; Actinopteri; Pleuronectiformes; Pleuronectidae
Gene: clec16a
Product: C-type lectin domain containing 16A
Biological process (GO): regulation of autophagosome maturation; endosome to lysosome transport; endosomal transport
Cellular component (GO): endolysosome membrane; late endosome
Source: RefSeq, a predicted model, not a curated record